AUGGCUUUUGCUCGAGCGCUGCUUCUCUCGGCCCUGUUGGGUUCGGCUGCCUUGACCACAGCAGCUCCCAUUUCCCCUGCUUGCCAACCAGAACCCAAGGAUUGGGGUCAAAUCACCUUCAAUGGUAUCGCUCUCAGCAAAGGCGACGACGGCGACUUUGUGAUUGGUGGACCCAAUCCCAUUAAUUUUGCAGUCGCCACCUGCUCCCAAAAAUACUAUGGUAAAUACGAGGUUCAGGGCGCAGCGUACCUUGUCGACGCUACCGACUCCAGUCAAUGCCUGACGGCCAGCGGUCUUGACCAGCAAGACGCAAGCUUUUCGUUCCAAGAUUGUCGUUACAACGGCGCUGGAGACAUUUGGGCCUCGCAAUCGUUUGCGUACUAUACCGACUACGACGGAGGCAACACCUUGCCCGCCUACUUCAAUGGCGAGAACCAGAGAGCAGUCAAUGCCACUCAACCUCCCAUCUACAAUCUCAAGAGUCAAUACAGCGAGCUCAGCUUUGAAGGCAGUCUCGGAAAGUUGAUGGUCGAUUACACUCCAAAUCUCUCCUCGGUUCCUUCGGCUUCGCUCGCACUUCCAGACCGAAACCUCCCCGUCACUGCACCUGCUCAGACUGACGAUCCUGCCCUCAAGUGUGGCACUUACCAAGUCGGCCAGCUCAAUUUUAACAACCAGACCUCGAGCUCGAACCAGUACGAUGGGCCGUUGAAUGCCAAAUGGGAGGCCGAUCCAAGCACCAAGGACAAGUUCAUCUUUGAACAGUGCGACUACUCGCCCUCGGGUAUCAAGGCUCAAGGCGAUGUUGUUUACGGUCGUCUCCGUCCUGGCACCGAGCUUCAAGACAGCAAAUUCCAAUGCUACACUUUCAUUGGUAAAGGCGACGGAGACUGGAUCAUGGGUCUUCAAGAGCAAACCUGCGCAUACACGACCGCUUCCGCCUCCGAGGCCGCCAAGGAGAACAUCGACGUGAUCAAGCUCGACAAGUCGGACAACACGGUAUCGUGGGUCACCUUCAAGAAUGGAACCCAAGUCAGCGAGUAUUUGGCCUACACUCAGGUCAACUAUGACGAGGAGUAUGGCGUCACUCAGCACGUUUGGGACCCGCUCGGCAUCGGCUACAUCCAGCUCUCCGACCCCAAAUUCCCGCCUGGAACAGUGAGCUUUGUCCCCGAUGCAUAA
Messenger RNA from Pseudozyma hubeiensis SY62, 1182 nucleotides. RefSeq lists its product as hypothetical. Lineage: Eukaryota; Fungi; Basidiomycota; Ustilaginomycetes; Ustilaginales; Ustilaginaceae. The coding region runs from base 1 to 1182 and encodes 393 amino acids. The transcript has a single exon. The record is from RefSeq and is a predicted model, not a curated record.